CACUUCCGUUCAUCUGCUGAUCGAGUCAGAAAGACAGUGGAAAUGGCGGCCUUCGGACGAAUUUCUCAAACUCUCCUGCGGUCCUCAUUGAUCCAGACUCGCCAACUCUCUGCCACAGCGGCUCAUGGUCAUGGGGAGCAAACAGCCAGAACAUGGAAGAUCCUCUCCUUUGUGGUUGCCCUUCCAGGAGUUGCAGUGUGCAUGUUGAACAUGUACCUAAAAAUGCAGCACCAUGCUGCACACCAUGUGGAGCCAGAGUUUGUCCCUUACAGCCAUCUUCGCAUUCGCAGCAAGCGUUUCCCUUGGGGUGAUGGCAACAAGAGCCUGUUCCACAACCCUGAAGUGAAUGCCCUCCCUGAUGGCUAUGAGGGACGUGAUGAGUGAUCUCUCCCUCAGACCACCUCACACACUGGGACCAGUCUCUUUCCUCAAUUCAUUACUGUUACUGGACCACACUCCCCAAACUGUUUACUCUUCUCUAUUCUAUUAUGUUUACCUCUG
Salvelinus namaycush (lake trout) is the source of this 501-nucleotide messenger RNA. Its product is annotated as cytochrome c oxidase subunit 6A, mitochondrial-like. The coding region runs from base 43 to 384 and encodes 113 amino acids. Gene Ontology annotation, biological process: mitochondrial electron transport, cytochrome c to oxygen. Gene Ontology annotation, molecular function: enzyme regulator activity. The record is from RefSeq and is a predicted model, not a curated record. Gene Ontology annotation, cellular component: mitochondrial inner membrane. The transcript has 3 exons. Lineage: Eukaryota; Metazoa; Chordata; Actinopteri; Salmoniformes; Salmonidae.